AUGUACGCUCCCGUUGUUGCCGCCGUCACCCUCCUCGCCACCGGCGCCGUCGCCCAGGGCCUCACCUACGACACCUUUGACGACAGGUGCAAGUACCUCAACGUGCUGGGCUCGGGCAAGAAGGGCCAGACGGCCAUUACCGCCGCGUGCCUCGACGACGCCGGCAAGCGCUGGCAGACGACCCUCAACCUGAACCUGUGCAUCGGCAACGAUGCCGGCAAGCUCGCCUGGCAGGACAAUGGCAACUUUGACCAGACGUGCCGCCCCUGCACCAUCGGCCAGCUGGACAAUGGCCCGGCUCGCAACCUCGGCCUCAAGUGCAACUGCCUGCCCGCCCCCAACGCCGUCCCCAAGUACACCGACCUCGCCGUCUCCCCCAAUAACAGUGACGCGCUGGGUGUCAAGCUCGUGGAUGGCCGCUUCGUCUGCGGCUCUCACCAGGGUGACAAGGUCGAGCGGAAUUAA
Messenger RNA from Akanthomyces muscarius, 465 nucleotides. RefSeq lists its product as uncharacterized. Bases 1 to 465 code for a protein of 154 amino acids. The record is from RefSeq and is a predicted model, not a curated record. The transcript is spliced from 3 exons. NCBI's taxonomy places the organism in Eukaryota, Fungi, Ascomycota, Sordariomycetes, Hypocreales, Cordycipitaceae.